This is a messenger RNA of Phoenix dactylifera (date palm), 4519 nucleotides long. RefSeq lists its product as uncharacterized. The record is from RefSeq and is a predicted model, not a curated record. Gene Ontology annotation, molecular function: ADP binding. Lineage: Eukaryota; Viridiplantae; Streptophyta; Magnoliopsida; Arecales; Arecaceae. Gene Ontology annotation, biological process: signal transduction; recombinational repair.
UAAAAAAAAAGAAUCUGAAAAAUAUUAAAAUAUACCUAAAAUGGCCAAUGGAACUGGGAUGUUGCCUGUAAGUAGAAGAGAGAGAAGACUGAUGGCUUCCAGUCUCUCUCCAGAAUGUAGCAGAUCUUCAUCUCUUCUUCCAUUGCAUGUAUAUAUGUUUUUCUUUUUCACACAGUUGCGCUGCUUCCUGUCUUCUCAGCUCCCAAGUCCUUGUCCUCCCAUCUUCUCUUUCCUUUUUUUUUUCUUUUUCUGUUUUCUUAUAUUUCAUAAAAAGCCAUCAAGAGGAGAUACAAUGAUUCAGGAGUCCAAGCUGCCAAGAUCUCUCUCCUAACCCUAAUCAGGUAUGUUAACUAUUUUGGUGCCUUCCGUAUUGGAUUCUGAUACACUCGUAAAAUUUUGGUAACUUGGGAAAUAGAUGGUAUGUAUGGGUGAGGAAAGUUGAGGAAAAUAAUUUCUUAGAUCACGAAAGCAACCGUAGGUAUAGAGAAUUUUAAUGCCUCCUUCCUCAUGUAUGAUCAUUCAAGGAUUCCCUAUGCUCAGAACAAUUAACAAGAAGGAUAACACUCAAGAGUGGAGGAUUUUUGUGGUUAGUAUGAUUCAGAUGUUUUGAAACAAGCAGUGCACAUUAAUCUUCUUCCAUUAUCUAUGGCCUCCUAUGCCCCUUGCAAGUUUCCUUUUUUCUUCUCCCCCCUCUAGCCAAACAUAGUAAGUAAUGAGAACCUAGAAUCUCUACUAGAUUUUCUCUGGAUACUCUGCUGCAAUGGCCGGUCCUCCCCCAUUUUUGUUCUCCUUCCCCCAAAUUCUCUUUGCCACCGCCGCGCUGCUCCAUGGACCGCUCGGCACACCCUUCUCGCGCCCCAUCGGUCUCCGGCUCGGCCAUCCAGUCCCCAUCGUCGUCAUUAUUCCGCGAAUUCCCCGUAUCCGAGACCCCGCCUCCUGCCCAAUCAGGAAAUUCUCUCUUGCCCAUUCAACCAUCCUUGGGUUCGUCCUCUUUCUCCCAUCCGCUUUCUUUGAGGCCUUUCGCCGAGGGGCUUCCGGGCGGUUCGCCGAUCGACCCUCAUGGGGUCCCCUCCGAUGAAGCCUUGGAUGAGGAUGUUGCCGAUGGGGAGCUUGACCCCUUAUCUGGCUCUGCUAGAGUCCGGAGCUGUGAUGUGUAUCUCAGCUUCACCGGUCGGAGGGUGUCGCUCUUUCGUCUUGUGAAGUGGCUCCGUGCCGAGCUGGAGAUGCAAGGGGUGAUGUGCUUCAUCUCGGACCGGCGCAGAUGCAAGGAUGCUUGUGCGCAUAGCAUUGCUAGAGAGGCGAUGGAGGCAGCGGCCUUCGGAGUGGUGGUUAUCACCUGCAGGUCCUUGUCGAAUGCUUAUAGCAUGGAGGAGAUGAGAAUUUUCUUAGAAAGAAAGAAGCUGGUGCCAAUCUUCUUUGGGCUUUCUCAAGGUGACUGCAUAGCGAGGGAUAUAGUUCAUCGGAGGGGAGAGUUGUGGGAGAGGUUUGGUGGUGAUCUUUGGACAGCAUAUGGUGGCUUGGAGAACGAAUGGAAAGAGGUGGUGAAUGGACUUUCUCGGGCGGAGCUAAAGUGGGAAGUGAAUGCUGGCAACUAUAGGGACAGUAUCAUGGAUGUGCUUCUUCUUCUAGGAAAGGGAUUAGGAAGGACGUCUGUGAUAGAGAAGGUGAACAGAUGGAGGGAGAUGGUAGCCAAGGAACUCCCUUUCUGUCGGAAUCUUCAUUUCGUCGGAAGAAAGAGAGAGCUUAUGGAACUUGAGAUGCUAUUGUUUGGAGAUGUCAAAGGCAAGCAUCAUGAUGAUUAUAUCGAGAUAAGUACUCGUACUAGGCAUAGAAGGAAGAUGACAGGGGGGAGUAGCAGAAGAGAUAGAAUAGCAAAAGAGAAUGAGGAGACGCGGAGCAAAGGUAAGGAACCAUCUAUGUGGAAAGAAAAUGAGAAUGAUAUAGAAAUGGAAGGCAUUGGGAGUGGGGAGAGACCUCUGAGGCUUGGAAGGAAGUGUAGUGCAACGCACUUGUUGUAUGGCAAGGGUGUUGCAUGUGUAUCUGGUGACUCUGGCAUCGGGAAGACUGAGCUCUUGCUCGAGUUUGCAUAUAGAUUCUCUCAGAGAUACAAAAUGAUAUUAUGGGUUGGUGGAGAAGCGAGAUAUCUCCGCCAGAAUUUUAUGAAAUUACUGCCUUUACUUGGAGUCGAUGUCCACAUGGACAAUGAGCUUUCUCCAGAAAGAAACGGGCCAAGGAGCUUUGAGGAUAUAGAAGAGGAAGCUAUCCGCAAAGUGCGCAAAGAGCUCAUGAGAGACAUACCUUUCCUUCUAGUGAUUGAUAACUUGGAACGCGAGAAAGACUGGUGGGAUGGGAGGAACGUGAUGGAGCUUCUCCCUCGUUUCGGUGGGGAGACCCAUGUUUUAAUCUCCACCAGGCUGCCUCGGAUACUAAACAUCGAGCCUCUGAGACUGCCAUGCUUGUCUGGUUCAGAGGCAAUGUCUCUAAUGAAGGGAAGCUUGAGAGACCUUAAAACUGAAGAAGCUGAUGCUCUGAGGAUCUUUGAAGAGAAACUGGAUAGACUACCUCUAGGUCUCUCCCUAGUUGGGGCAAUUCUUUCCGAGCUUCCGACCACUCCAUCCAAACUUCUAGACUCGAUAAAUAGAUUACCAUUCGGUGAACAUACAUGGAGUGGAGAAGAUCUUAUUCUGAGACACAACCCUUUCCUUGUCCAACUUCUAGAUGUUUGCUUUGCCACGUUAGAUCAAGCAGAGAAGCCUGACAAAUUGGCAACAAAGAUGGUGCAGGCCAGUUACUGGUUUGCCCCUUCGGUGAUCCCAAUUCCUAUGUUGGUUCGUGCUGCAUGCGAGACAUCCAGAUCGCAUCAUGGCAGCCAGUUUUGGAGGAGCUGCCUACCUGUGAGCUCUUGCAACUGGAUGAUGUCAAAGGCACAAACCUCAAAGGCUGAUGCCUCAUCUAUGCUGGUAAGAUUUCGACUAGCAAGGAGAAGUACCAAAAAUGGUUAUAUCUCUUUCCACGACAUUAUUAAGCUCUAUGCCCAUAAAAAAGGUGAUGGUGGAAUUGCUAGAUCUGUGAUCCAGGCAAUCAGCACUGAAGGGUCUCUCCUGCAGCACUCAGAUCAUAUUUGGGCAGCAUGCUUACUGCUAUUCAAAUUUGGCAGAGAUCCAGUGGCUGUCAAUCUUUCAACUCAUGAUCUGUUAUCAUUUAUCAGACGGUUUGUUGUUCCCCUUGCCUACCACACUUUUACAAGAUAUUCAUGGAGCAGUGCUGUUAUGGAGCUCCUGCGCCUGUGUACUGAAACACUAGAAGCUCUGGAGGACUCUUUCCUCGUUGAAGUCGACAAUACUCGAAAUAAUUCUUCAUCCAUGAGGAGACCUAAGGGUCAAUCAUCUAUACACUCAGAUCCACUACUUUAUCAGGAUCUUGCACAUCUGAGAGCGAUGCUUUUGGAGACAAGAGCAAAGUUUAUGCUGAAAGGUGGGCAGUAUGACAUAGGGGAGCAGCUUUGCAGGACAGCUGUUAGCAUCAAAGAGGUUAUUUACGGUUGGGACCAUCCAGAGACACAGGCUACUCGUGAAACAUUGGAGCAGCUCAUGAGGAACCGAGAUUUAUGGUUGUAGCCAGACUGAAAAGUGUGGAAGCAAUGGGCAUCACCAUUGGAAGCUUUUUGUUAUUGGUGAUUCAUAUGCCGAUAUGAGGAACAUUGGGAAACUUUAGAGGGAGAUCGCACACCAAUGUGUGAACCAUAUGGCAUUAUGUUCCCUAAGAGGCCAGCCGGUAGAUUCUCUGACGGAAGAAUCCCCACUGAUUAUGUUAGUCAGUAUCUUUGAUCUUUUUCUUUUGCCCCCUUCUUAAGCUUUUUCUAGUAAAGUUGUUUCUUUCUAGAAAAACAUUUGCAUUCCUUUAUCAUAGUAUAGUUUAAAUUGGUAUCCUUCGCAAAUAUUUUUAUAACGUUCUAUUUCUUGGCUCGGCAAAGUUUCUACCUCUUUUCCCAUCUUAUGAUUUUCACUUUUCCUCUUCAUGUAAUCCCUUGGGCAGUGCUAAGAUUACAUCAUGCAAAGAUCUCUACUUUUCACCUAACUUGUUUCUCAUGGCUCAGUCUAUCACUAUCACUCUAUAUACAUCUCUACUAUAUUCAUAGAUUUUCAAAAUUAACUUUCUUAUGUUAGGAUAUAGUUUGUUCUCUUAUCUCUACGUCCAAUGUAUGUAUCUUUAAAACUCUGUCGGAUGCCUUUAAUGAACAAAAAGCAUGUCUAAGUGCAAUUCUAGUACAACGUUUUACUAGCUGUAGUUUCCAGAUGGUGUGGCAGCUUCAUUUCUGUGAAUCGGAUCCCCUGUUCUUUACAAGGAUUGAAAGGUUGGCAACAAGUUGUUUCCAUGUGGCAUGAACUCUGCAUAUGGUGGGACUGGCAUCUUCAAUGCAGGUUAUGGUCAGAACAAGCUGUCGGUUCAAAUGGUUACAUUUUGGCGGGGUGUGUGUGUGUGUUUUGUGAGGAAAUGAGAGGGAAAUCGAGAGAUAAAA